AUUCUUAGCUCACCUUCCAAACCUUCACCACCCCUUACCCCUUUUCAUCUUCUCCAAUUUUCUUUGGCGUCCCUUUUGUUAUUCUCUAAUUUUUUUUCCUUGUGUUUCUCUUCCUCAAAGUUUUACGGAGGCGGAUUGUGGAAUCUAUGACUCUAGGGUGGCGCUGGAAACACAGGGCAGCAGCCAUUAACGAUACGGCAGAGAUGUCGAUGGAAAACGCCACGUCACCGACGCCUCUGACCUCCAUAGUCGAGGCCUUUGAUAAGCUGGCCAAGAUUCUCGAGUCCCAACAACAAGAAGGUGAUUUGCAUUUGGAUACGUUCUGCCAGGCUUGCUCUUUAGUCUCCAUCCUCUUCAGCUGCCUCGGCCUCGCUUUCAAGUUCGCCGAGAUGGAGUACGUCUCAAAGGUUGAGACUCUCUUGCAAGCAGCAAAGACUUGCGACACUUUAGAAAACAUACUUGAUUUUGAUGUUGCAAAUGACACUGUCAAAUCGCCAGGCAGCCGCUCACGCAACUUACGCCGAGUUAGGCAGGGUCUUGACCUCAUCAGAGCUAUAUUUGAAAACUUUUUGGCCACAAAUGAUGACUCCUUAAAGGAGGCAGCUUCAACAGCUUAUGCCCAAGUUUGUGCCCCAUAUCACACUUGGGCAGUCAGGACGGCAGUAGCUGCUGGGAUGUAUGCUCUUCCGUCAAGGGAUCAACUUCUGAUAAAUCUCAAAGAAACUCAUCAAUCGGCAGAGAUAAAAAUGAAACAGUACAUCCGUGCCGCACUUCCGGUUAUCCACUACAUUGACAACCUGUACCUUUCCAGGAAUAUCGUUUUGGACUGGUGACUUUAGAGUAUUCAUCUAGUAGGUGUUGUAUAUGGUGGAUCUUCCCGCCACACAGAAGCCUGUUCUACUGAUAAGAAAAGGGUGGUACCAGUUGAGAUUUGUGCAGCUCUGUCUAGUUCUUGAGGAGUAUUUUCGUGUAGUAGGUAUAGAAUUUUGUCCUGGCUUUUGCUAAGCGAUGCUAUAUUCUCCAGAACAAAAGAGGAUCUGUACAUAAAUGUUGUUAUUGUGCCACUGAUACGAUUAAGUAGGGGGUUAUUCUUCAG
Molecule: messenger RNA, 1096 nt
Organism: Fragaria vesca subsp. vesca
Lineage: Eukaryota; Viridiplantae; Streptophyta; Magnoliopsida; Rosales; Rosaceae
Product: glycolipid transfer protein domain-containing protein 1-like
Exons: 4
Coding region: 147-833 (228 amino acids)
Biological process (GO): intermembrane lipid transfer; ceramide transport
Cellular component (GO): membrane; cytosol; cytoplasm
Molecular function (GO): ceramide 1-phosphate binding; ceramide 1-phosphate transfer activity
Source: RefSeq, a predicted model, not a curated record